AUGGUGAAGAAGCCAUCGCAGACCAAAAAUGCGAUUUACUUGAGGGAGCUGAGGGCCAAGGCAAAGGCAGCCAAGGGUCCCAAGCCUCAGAGGCCUCUCAUCCCACCACCCCAGGGUGCUGAAGCCACGACGCUAUGGAAGCAGCACCACGCCUACCAGACCUACUAUGGCAGGCCCGAUGGGCAGAUCUGGAGCGCCAAGCUCGGCAAGGUCCUCCAAGGUACGUUGCACCCCAACGGCUACAAUCUCAUCAACAUCGACGGGAAGAUGGUCAGGAGGUCCCGUUUCAACCUGUCCCUCUCCCAAGGGAGAGCCAUCGGGGAGGGCAUGGAGUGCGACCAUAUCGUCCCCAUCAGUAGAGGAGGUGGGGACGCCUGGUCCAACCUGCAGGAGCUCACGAAGGAGGCUCACAGGCGCAAGACGGCCCUGGACAACCCUGAGGCAGGUACGAAGCGUGGGAUCACCAUGGGCGUUCCCAUCAUCGCGAGCCACGCGGCCACCGGGGACGAUACCCGCUUCGAUUCGGUGAUUGCGGCGGCCAGAGAGCUGAAAAUCCAUCACGUAUUCAUCGAACGGUCUCUGAGGGCCGACCUUCCUGGCGAGAGGUGGCUGGAGGCCGUCAGCAGCUGGGGCCUGCUCCCCAAGAUCAGGGCCAGCGACCGCGGUAGGAUCCAAGACUCCAGAAGGAGGCGGAGCUACGGCUGUGACAAGCACGGUUACAAGGUGUUUGGGGCCGCGAUCGAUAAGAAGAAUAGGGACCUCAAGGUGCACGACGUCAUCGCGAGGACCUUCCUCGAACCCCCUCCCUCUUCGGAGCAUACACCCGACCACAUCAACGGAGACCCCUCCGACAACCGCGUGGAGAAUUUGCGCUGGGCCACUCCGACGGAGCAAGGCCGGAAUAAGAGUAAUAAUCGCCGCGUCAUCCAGCUGGAUUCGGUCACCGGACAUCACUUGGUGGUCUUCGGAAGCAUAGCGGAGGCCGCAGAGGCCGUUCGGAUUUCAGAGAGCAAUAUUCGCGCUGUAGCAGGAGGCCUUAAACGCAUUGCUGGCGGAUUCAAGUGGAUUUACUUAGAGGCACUUCACACUUAG
Messenger RNA from Klebsormidium nitens, 1092 nucleotides. The record is from the annotation of a GenBank genome assembly. Lineage: Eukaryota; Viridiplantae; Streptophyta; Klebsormidiophyceae; Klebsormidiales; Klebsormidiaceae.